GAACUUUCAUUUGAUAACACAAUGCUACUGAUAACAAGCCCAAGGAAAGGAAAAAGCGCUUUUAUGGGGUGCCUUUUUCUGCUCCUUGGACUGGCAUCUGGUUAUGUAAUUAAUCCGUAUCUCGAUUCUGAGCUCCUGCCAGAGAAUGUCGUCGAUGAACUACUGGACCUGAUAACUUGUAUUAAUAAAAUAUUGGCGAUUAUUUUUCAGGAUAAAGGAAGAAAGAUCAGUCAUCAGAACCAGCAGUUGUAUCCUGUCGAAAAUUCCAUCUGGCGAACUCCGAAAGAUCUGGGACAAAUCACUGGAGUUGGAGUUGAUCCUGCGGGUAAUCCUGUCAUUUUUCACCGUGCAGACAGAACUUGGGAUUAUGGGAGCUUCGACGAUACGUUUAAAUUCCGCGAAACAUUCAAAGGACCUAUCAAUCAAGACACUGUCCUCACUUUGAACCCAAAAAGCGGCUCGGUGGAGAGUUCAUGGGGCUCGAAUAUGUUCUAUUUACCCCAUGGACUCCACAUCGAUGCUCGCGGUAAUGUGUGGUUGACUGACGUUGCACUGCAUCAAGUAUUCAAAUUCACACCCGGCUCAACAAAUCCCGAUUUAAUCUUAGGCGAAGCAUUAACCCCCGGCUCAGACAAUGAUCAUUUUUGCCAACCAACAUCUGUCGCUAUUGCUAAUACCGGAGAAAUUGUAGUAGCUGAUGGCUACUGUAAUAAUAGAAUUAUUGUUCUUGACCCAUUUGGAAAUAUUAUUAACAUCAUACCGCGACCUGGAGAAUUUGUAGCUCUACGAGUACCACAUGCCUUAACAAUCCUCGAGCAGGGUGACGUCUGCGUAGCAGAUCGUGAGAACAUGAGAGUAAUUUGUAUGUCACUCCGCGAAGGUUUUCCACCAGAUAACGAGCAAGAUAAGCGCGGACCACCCUUAACGCUUCAUGCACCUGAUCUCGGCAGAGUUUUUGCUGUCGCUUCUCAUGGUAACACUCUUUAUGCAGUAAAUGGACCUACUUCACCUAUGAUUCCGGUCAGAGGGUUUAUUAUGGAUCCUAACAGUGAAACUGUUUUUGGACAUUGGGCCCCUACAUCAGGGAUGUUCACACAACCUCACGCAAUGGCAAUUUCACCAAACGCUACCGAACUUUACGUAACAGAAAUAGGACCGAACCGCAUUUGGAAAUUUGACCUCGUUAAAAAUUCAUUACACCAGGAGACGCCUCUAGAAUAA
Messenger RNA from Cotesia congregata, 1221 nucleotides. NCBI's taxonomy places the organism in Eukaryota, Metazoa, Arthropoda, Insecta, Hymenoptera, Braconidae. The record is from the annotation of a GenBank genome assembly.